GGAGCCAAUGGUCAACACUCCCUUGUUGGCGCCACUCCUCACUGAGACCGAGUAUCUAUGGCAAUAUACGUCGCAGCCGGAUCCCAACUUGGGAGGCCGGGCACCCACAGCGGGCCAAGGACGCGCACUGGGUGGCGGAAGUGCGGUGAACUAUAUGGCGUAUUGUCGCGCGGCUCCCUCCAUCUACGAUGAAUGGGCUGCCAUUUCCGGAAAUCACGGGCUACGUUACGAGAACUUGUUCCAGGACUUCAAAGCAACGACGCACUAUCAGGAACAGGUCUUGACCUACGAUCCACGCCUCAACGCCAGUGCCUACGACCAUGGGCCUUUGCAGAUUGCAGCAACAUCGGACACUAUGGAUUGGACUCUGCAAUUCACGGAAGCGAUGAAAGAUGCUCUCGGCUUGCCUCAAGUCGACCUGAAUGGUGGCGACAGUCUGGGAGUCACUUCUGGUGCAUCCUCCAUCCUCGCAUCGAACCGUACCAGGAGCUAUGCCCUGACCGCCUUUGGAUGGAAAAUGGCCGACCGUCCGAACGUGCACAUUCGGCACGGCGCCUGGGUUAGCAAAAUCCUGUUCGAGAAUAAACAAGCAAUAGGUGUACGAUACCAUGACAUCAACGACAACUCCACGCAUGAACUCCACGCCCGCGAGAUCAUCCUCGCCGGUGGUGCCAUCAAUACUCCCAAGCUGCUCUUGCUGUCUGGUGUAGGUCCGCAGAACGAUCUUCGCGCCUUAUCGAUUCCGCUCGUCCUGGACGCACCGCACAUAGGCUCUAAUCUCUACAACCACCACUUCUCCGUCAUAUCUUACGAAGCCUAUCCCCAUGUCGAGACGCUGGGGAAAUAUAUGCAAAACCAGACCUUCAGUCAGCAGUCCAACAUGUCCUACGCACAAAACGGAAGCGGAAUCCUCGGUCAAACCUCUGCUCCUUUUGCUGUCGCGCAAGGGCCCAACAACACCUCAUGGGGAGGAAUUAAUGGAACCUAUCCAAAAGAAGAAGAAGGAAAAGAAGAAAAAAAUGACCGCGGCCAGCUCCUCUACCAACUCACCAACGGCGCCCUAAUCCCCGGUAUAGGCACCAACACUUCCACUCUCAGUGCAUUCGUCGCUCUCAUCCAACCCCAAUCCACCGGAUCCAUCCGCCUCAAUUCCUCCUCCUAUCGCAUCCCACCCCUCAUCAACAGCAACUACUACGGCCACCCCGUGGACAAAUCCCUAAUCCUCCACGGCUACAAACAACUCCGCCGCAUCAUGCAACAACCCUGCAUGACGCAACACGUCGUUCAAAGGGAAAUUUUCCCUGGACCACAUGUUGCGGACGAUGAUGAUGAAGGGUUGUGGAAGGCUAUUCAGGAAACUGCCCAGACGUUUUAUCAUCCUGUUGGUACGUGUGCGUUGGGGAAUGUGGUGGAUGGGAAUUGGAGGGUGAAGGGUCUUGGGGGAGGGUUGAGAGUGGUGGAUUCGAGUACGUUGCCGACUCCGCCGACUUGUCAUUUACAGGCGAGUGUUUAUGCUGUUGCGAGGAGGGCUGCGAGGGAUAUUCGGGGGGAUGAUGGUGAUGAGGGUUGUUUUGUGUGA
This is a messenger RNA of Sphaerulina musiva SO2202, 1579 nucleotides long. Its product is annotated as alcohol oxidase. The record is from RefSeq and is a predicted model, not a curated record. Gene Ontology annotation, molecular function: oxidoreductase activity, acting on CH-OH group of donors; flavin adenine dinucleotide binding. Bases 8 to 1579 code for a protein of 523 amino acids. The transcript has a single exon. NCBI's taxonomy places the organism in Eukaryota, Fungi, Ascomycota, Dothideomycetes, Mycosphaerellales, Mycosphaerellaceae.